UUUUUGAAAUAUGUUAUGGCAUGGCAACAUUAUUUUUUGACAGCUUUUUGAUCGCAAGACGUGUGGUUUCUUUGCUAAAUUCAUGCUUUGAUAAAGUCGGUAAAAAUGGCAGAUACUGAGGUACUCAAGAAAUUAAAGGAUGUUCCCUUCAAAAUUCAGACCGCAAGUCUGAAGGAGAGACGACAAGUUGUGAAGGAAAUUCAGGAUGUUUUGUCCUCGCCAGGAAUAACGGAGCCAGCAGUGCGUUACAUAUGCCGCGUGUUGACGCUGACACUGCACCGGUACCGCGACACCACGUCGCAGUCCUACAUCAAGCAGCUGCUGACGUACCUGGCAGUCAGCCACCGGGACAACACCCUGAAGAGUUUCCCGCCCGCUCUGCUUGAGAUAUCCGAUGUUUUGAAGAGCACUGGUUCUUCCAAAAACACAUGUCAAAGUGGAUUGAUAGCUCUCCGCUGGUCCACCAUCCUUGUGGAGCAUGCCCUCAAGGAACCAGCCCAGGACUUUGACUACAAAACCAUAAUCUUAGCACAAGCCAACCUCCUCUGCACGGUCACAGCCUAUGGAGACCACAAGAGAAAUGAUAAAGCUUAUACUUUGCUGCACCACGCAUGGAGCACGAUCGGCGCGGCGCAGACGGCGCGCUGGCUGGAGACGCUGCUGGCGCAGGCGCCGGACGCGGGCCCCCAGCUGCCCGUCGCCUUCUCUGCGCUCUGCCGGCAUCUCAAGCAGGCGGGGGAUGAGGCUGUCGCUAGUGAGCAUAAGGCGAAAAUGCUGGAGAGUUUCAUAAAGAGCGUCAUCAGCGUGAAGGCGCGCCCCAACUCCAACUACAUCGCGGGCUGCUCCGCGCUGCUGCGGCAGCUGGACCCGCGCGACGUGCAGGCCGCGCUGCUGCCCGCGCUGCAGAAGAGCAUGCUGCGGAGCCCCGAGACCAUCAUCGAGGCGGUGGGCGCGGUGGUGGAGGCUCUCGAUGUGAAGCUUGACGGGGUUAUUGUGGAUAUCGGGAAGAGUUUGAUUGGCAACCUACACUCCAAAGACGCGUGGGUGCGCUCCGGCGCUCUCCGCUCGCUGGAGCGAGUGUCGAGCGCGUGCGCGGACGAGGCGCAGGCGCGCGCGCUGCUUGACCAUGUGUUUGCUGUGUAUAACGGGGCGAGUGGGAAGCUGACGAGUAGCGAGGAUAAGAUCGCUGUGCUUAAUGGCGCGAAAGUGCUGUCCUCCCACUGCACGGCGACGACGGGCGACGCGCUGUGGGCGGCGACGUGCGCCGGCGCCGCGCGCGUGCUGGAGGGCGAGACGCACGAGCGCACGCUGGCCGCCGCGCUGGCGCUGCUGCCGCCCGCCCGCGCGCUGCCGCCGCCGCUGCUCGCGCUGCUCGAGAAAAACCUGUCCAACAUGAAGUUGAACCCGCUGGUGCGCAUCGCGUACACGCAGCUGGCGGCGCGCGCGCCCUCCCCCAAAGUUCACGAUUCGCUCGUCAAAGCGGUUGAUCGAGCUGUUCAGCAGCCAUUGCAGCACCUAGUAGUAUCAGAAGGUAUCUGCGCGAUGUCGGCCCUUGUCGCCCAAGACACGGCGCGCGCGCUGCCCGCCCGCCCCGCGCUGUGGGCGGCGCUGACGCACGCCGACAAACACGUGCUGCUGCAGGACAGGAUACUGGCUGCUGCGCCGGAAGAUGUUCUAAUACAGGUGGUGUUGCUAUGCAGAAAUGUUUUGGAAAACUACCCCAGUGUUGCCAGUGAAAAGAAUUCGCCCGUUUACCGCGCGUUAAUACUCACCCUCCUGUCCACUGUCAAGCCGGUGCGAACUGCCGCCAUAGAGAAUGUCAAGCAAUUACUAGCCAAAAAGGAAAAAGCUCAAAUGACUAGGUAUUUAGUGGCGAAGUUGAAUGAAGUGCUAGAAGAAGGCAAGAUAUUUGUAUCUAAGGAAAAGACGCCGACUGAGGAGAAGGGCUCGGAGGUCACCGGCAAGAUCAUCCUGGACGGCAUUCACGCCAUCUGUGCAUUUAAAGAAUACCCAGAAGAAGACUUACAGAACAUAGCUAUAGACGCGCUACGCUGCUGCCACCACCCGCUGGCGGCGGCGCAGGACAAACGUGCGUGGGCGCGCCUCGUGAAGUACUUGGGGCUCGAGCCGAGGAGAUUGGUUGCGUUGUACGCUAAUAAUCUGAAGAAUACGUAUAUAUGCGGGUUCACGCCUACUGAGACAAUAUCCAACGUAGUCUCGACCCUCAUCGCGACCAACGCGGCCGCCACCGCCGCCUGCGCCGUGCAGUGCGCACUGGACGUGCUGCGCGACCCCUCGCUGCUGCGGGUCACGCGGGACCAGUACUUCACCUACCUGAUGCCCGAGGGAGAGCUGUAUGACAAGAGCGCGGUGCCCGGGUGAGUCCAUGUUGGAACUAGUCUAGUGCUGCGCGACCCCUCGCUGCUGCGGGUCACGCGGGACCAGUACUUCACCUACCUGAUGCCCGAGGGAGAGCUGUAUGACAAGAGCGCGGUGCCCGGGUGAGUCCAUGUUGGAACUAGUCUAGUGCUGCGCGACCCCUCGCUGCUGCGGGUCACGCGGGACCAGUACUUCACCUACCUGAUGCCCGAGGGAGAGCUGUAUGACAAGAGCGCGGUGCCCGGGUGAGUCCAUGUUGGAACUAGUCUAGUGCUGCGCGACCCCUCGCUGCUGCGGGUCACGCGGGACCAGUACUUCACCUACCUGAUGCCCGAGGGAGAGCUGUAUGACAAGAGCGCGGUGCCCGGGUGAGUCCAUGUUGGAACUAGUCUAGUGCUGCGCGACCCCUCGCUGCUGCGGGUCACGCGGGACCAGUACUUCACCUACCUGAUGCCCGAGGGAGAGCUGUAUGACAAGAGCGCGGUGCCCGGGUGAGUCCAUGUUGGAACUAGUCUAGUGCUGCGCGACCCCUCGCUGCUGCGGGUCACGCGGGACCAGUACUUCACCUACCUGAUGCCCGAGGGAGAGCUGUAUGACAAGAGCGCGGUGCCCGGGUGAGUCCAUGUUGGAACUAGUCUAGUGCUGCGCGACCCCUCGCUGCUGCGGGUCACGCGGGACCAGUACUUCACCUACCUGAUGCCCGAGGGAGAGCUGUAUGACAAGAGCGCGGUGCCCGG
Messenger RNA from Plutella xylostella (diamondback moth), 3116 nucleotides. RefSeq names its product stalled ribosome sensor GCN1-like. The record is from RefSeq and is a predicted model, not a curated record. Gene Ontology annotation, molecular function: protein kinase regulator activity. Gene Ontology annotation, cellular component: cytosol. Gene Ontology annotation, biological process: regulation of translation; cellular response to amino acid starvation. NCBI's taxonomy places the organism in Eukaryota, Metazoa, Arthropoda, Insecta, Lepidoptera, Plutellidae.